This is a messenger RNA of Athene cunicularia (burrowing owl), 6871 nucleotides long. RefSeq names its product myosin IIIA (gene MYO3A). Gene Ontology annotation, biological process: protein phosphorylation. The transcript is spliced from 37 exons. Gene Ontology annotation, molecular function: ATP binding; protein binding; protein kinase activity. Gene Ontology annotation, cellular component: myosin complex. The record is from RefSeq and is a predicted model, not a curated record. NCBI's taxonomy places the organism in Eukaryota, Metazoa, Chordata, Aves, Strigiformes, Strigidae. The coding region runs from base 320 to 5542 and encodes 1740 amino acids.
UUUGAUCAACUAAAGAAAAUACCUGGCAAAGCUUAGGGCUGCUUCAGAGAAAUCUAUGUAUUCAAUAAAUAGCUUUUGGACAUACUUGAUAAUUCAUUAUAGUAGAUGGUAUUUAUGAUCAAAGGAAUAAUAAGCUAGCUGUAGACAAACUCUGCAGUGGUUUUCCUAGAGGAUAUUUACUCAGGUGUUGCAGGAAGUAUUGUUUCUCUGUAAUAAACACCAGAAGGGGAGGAGUUCCUCAUAUUUGCUACAGGCUGUGCUCAGUUAAGCAGCCAGAGAGGUCAAAAGGCAGUUCCCCAGAGAGGAGCCAUCAUUUGAGAUGCUGCCGUUGACUGGAAAAACAAUAAUAUUUGAUAGCUUUCCUGAUCCUUCAGAUACCUGGGAAAUAAUUGAGACUAUUGGCAAAGGAACAUAUGGAAAAGUUUUCAAGGUGUUAAAUAAGAAAAAUGGCAGCAAAGCAGCAGUCAAAAUUUUGGAUCCCGUUCAUGAUAUUGAUGAAGAAAUUGAAGCAGAGUACAACAUUUUGAAAGCUCUUUCUGAUCAUCCCAAUGUAGUCAAAUUCUACGGCAUGUACUAUAAGAAAGAUGUGAAAAAUGGAGACCAGCUUUGGCUAGUUCUUGAGCUGUGCAAUGGUGGAUCUGUGACUGAUCUUGUGAAAGGAUUUCUGAAAAGAGGCGAAAGGAUGAAUGAACUUAUCAUUGCUUACAUUUUACGAGAAGCUCUGAUGGGACUUCAGCAUUUGCAUGAGAACAAAACUAUCCACCGUGAUAUUAAGGGAAAUAAUAUCCUUUUGACCACUGAAGGAGGAGUCAAGCUUGUGGAUUUUGGUGUGUCUGCUCAGCUGACCAGCACUCGUCUUCGUCGGAACACCUCCGUGGGCACCCCAUUCUGGAUGGCUCCAGAGGUGAUUGCCUGUGAGCAGCAGCUAGAUAGCUCCUAUGAUGCCAGAUGUGAUGCAUGGUCACUGGGUAUUACUGCAAUAGAGUUGGGAGAUGGAGAUCCACCCCUUGCUGAUUUGCACCCUAUGAGGGCACUCUUCAAAAUACCAAGGAAUCCUCCUCCAACGCUACAGCAGCCUGAACUGUGGUCACCUGAAUUCAAUGACUUCAUUAAGAAGUGCUUGACUAAAGAUUAUGAGAGGCGUCCGACAGUAUCUAGUCUUUUGCAGCAUGAUUUUAUUAAGCAAAUUGAAGGAAAAGAAAACAUGCUACAAAGGCAACUCAUGGAAUUUAUUGAUGUGCAUCAACAAAUGGGAGUCACUGAAAAGGCAAGAUUUGAACGUAUUCAUACAAAGAAAGGGAACUACAGUAAAUCACUAGUUUCAAACCAGGAAGAGGUAGAUGAUUUAGCAACCUUGGAGGUACUGGAUGAGAAUACAGUAACAGAGCAGUUGCAGAAGGGCUAUGCCAAGGAUCAGAUCUACACAUAUGUUGGGGACAUUCUCAUCGCUGUCAAUCCAUUUCAGAACAUAGAUAUUUAUUCUUCACAGUAUUCCAGACUGUAUAUUGGAGCCAAACGGACUGCCAACCCUCCUCAUAUUUUUGCUGUUGCUGACAUAGGUUAUCAAUCCAUGGUGACAUACAACUCCGAUCAGUGUAUCGUUAUUUCUGGAGAAAGUGGAGCUGGCAAGACGCAAAGUGCCCAUCUUCUGGUUCAGCAGCUCACUGUCCUGGGCAAGGCUAAUAACAGAACUCUACAGGAGAAGAUCCUCCAGGUGAAUAACCUUGUCGAAGCAUUUGGGAAUGCAGGCACUAUCAUCAAUGAUAACUCAAGCAGAUUUGGAAAAUAUUUGGAAAUGAAAUUCACCUGUGGUGGCACUGUAGUAGGAGCUCAGAUUUCAGAGUAUCUCCUUGAAAAAUCCAGAGUUGUCCACCAGGCAGUAGGAGAGAAAAAUUUCCAUAUUUUUUAUUAUAUUUAUGCUGGUCUGGCGGAAAAGAAAAAACUGGCACAUUAUAAACUGCCAGAAUAUAGACCUCCCAGAUAUCUACAAAAUGAUCAUUUCAGAAUAGUGCAAGAUUUCAUGAACAAUAGCUUUUAUAAGUCUCAGUUUGAAUUAAUUGAACAAUGCUUCAAAGUCAUAGGUUUUACACUGGAGGAACUUGGAAGUGUGUACAGUGUCUUGGCUGCCAUUUUAAAUGUGGGUAACAUUGAAUUUUCUGCAGUGGUAUCUGAACAUAUGAUUGACAAGAGCAACAUUUCCAAUCCAGUAGCACUUGAGAACUGUGCAUCCUUGCUGUGUAUUCAGGCAGAUGAACUGCAGGAGGCCCUCACCUCUCACUGUGUUGUGACUCGAGGAGAAACAAUUAUUCGUCCCAACACUGUGGAAAAAGCCACUGAUGUCAGAGAUGCCAUGGCCAAAGCACUGUAUGGGCGCCUCUUUAGCUGGAUAGUCAAUCGCAUCAACACUUUACUCAAACCUGACAAACAUUUAAGUGGAAACGAUGAUGGUUUGAACAUUGGAAUUCUUGAUAUCUUUGGCUUUGAGAAUUUCAAAAAAAAUUCUUUCGAGCAACUCUGUAUCAACAUUGCCAAUGAACAAAUUCAGUUCUACUUCAAUCAACAUGUCUUUGCCUGGGAACAGAAUGAAUACCUAUAUGAAGGUGUUGAUGCAAGAGUUAUAGAAUAUGAGGACAACAGGCCCCUCUUAGAUAUGUUCCUGCAGAAACCAAUGGGUUUAUUGUCCCUGCUGGAUGAGGAAAGUCGAUUCCCACAAGCAACAGAUCAGACACUUGUAGAAAAAUUUGAAGAUAAUUUGAAGUCAAAAUAUUUUUGGAGACCCAAAAGAGUAGAUCUAACCUUUGGGAUUUACCAUUAUGCAGGAAAGGUUCUAUAUAAUGCAAGUGGAUUCCUAGCCAAAAAUAGAGAUACUCUGCCAGCUGAUAUUGUGCUACUACUGCGAUCAUCUGAAAACAAUCUGACGCGACAGUUGGCAACCCAUCCUCUUACAAAAACAGAAUCUAUACAGAAUGGAGCCCCAGACUUCUCAAGCUGCAGGGGAGGGAUUGGUCUGGUCAGAUGCCAAGGAGGUGGUAGAGACUUCUUUCAGGGUCCUCUCUUCAGGGUAGGGGAGCAAGACAGGGAAUGGAGUGCACCCCUUGAGUUGAGGACUGAACAGAAAGGAUCAGGUAACUUGGCACACACUAAAAGCAAAACUACAAUCAGUUACCAAAUGUGGACCCCCCAGAAAUCCAUCAGUCAUACAAAGCUGGAUAUCUUUGUGUUGUGCAAUUCAUAUUCCUUCCGUGAGAAUGAAACAGGAGAUACGGGACAUCAUCCAAGAGAGACAACCAGCAUGAAAACACAGACAGUCGCUUCUUAUUUUAGAUAUUCUCUGAUGGAUUUGUUAUCCAAAAUGGUUGUUGGCCAGCCUCAUUUUGUCAGGUGCAUCAAGCCAAACAAUGACCGUCAGGCAAAAAAGUUUGAUAAAGAAAAAGUGUUGGUUCAGCUGCGCUACACGGGAAUUCUGGAGACAGCAAGAAUUCGAAGACAGGGUUAUUCACACCGUAUACUCUUCGCUAACUUCAUAAAACGGUAUUACCUCAUCUGUUACAAAACAAACGAUGAUCCUCCAGUCAGCCCGGAAACCUGUGCUGCCAUCUUGGAAAAAGCCCACCUUGACAACUGGGUUCUUGGAAAAACUAAAGUAUUCCUCAAAUACUAUCAUGUGGAGCAGCUAAAUCUAAUGCGGAAGGAGACAGUUGACAUGAUUAUUUUGAUUCAAGCUUGUGUCAGAGGGUGGCUGGGUUCAAGGAGAUACAAAAAGAUAAAGGAACAAAGGGAACAAAGUGCUAUUAAAAUACAGUCAGCUUACAGGGGUUUUGUUGCUCGUAAAGAAUACGCAAAUGCAAAACAUAAUAAAAAAGUGGAAGAAUAUAUUACUAGACUUCAAGCAAUUGCCAGAGGAUACUUACUCAGGAAGAAGAGAAAAGAACUAACUGAGACAAGAAACAAAGCAGCAAUAACAGUUCAGUCUCACUACAGGGGAUAUAAGGAGAGGAAGACCUUUGAAAAGAGGAGGGAAUCGCUUAGAAAGAAACAAACUGAAAAUGAAGCAUCUGUUAGCAAACAGGAAAAGGAUGAAGAACUUCAAGAGAGUGAGGCAAGUCCAGCUGGAGUGAAAUGUGCCCUUCCUAAAACAGAAGAAGAAGCAGCUGUCAUUGUUCAGAGCAAUUACAGAGGCUACAGAGUCCGUAAAAAUAUAAAGGAGCAGUGCAGAAAAAUAGCAGAGGAGGAAUUAUCUGCUGUGGAAUUCCUUGAAGCACAACUGCAGCCAGCUCAAAAUGAUAUACUGGAAGAAGCAGCGAACGAUGAGACUCAAGAUGAAGCUGAUGCUGUUACUGACAGCAAGUGCUCUGGGUACAGUGACACAAGUAAUCUACAGAAGCAACAAAAAUCAUCUACUGAAGGAAAGAAAGCUUCUGUGAAGCAGAACCUUGCAUUAGAACAUGUUAGUGAAGGUGAAGAACAGGCCUCUUGGGAAGAGUUGUCCAGCAAAUCUUCUGUCAAAAUCAUAGCUGAACCUAGUCCCCAGAAAGAGCAAGAUAAUCAAGACAAACUCAGUGCAGAUGGCCAAAAUCAAGAAUCUGCUGUGGUCCAGCCCAGGACUGACAGGGAUGUUGAAAGAAAUCACCUGAAACAUGAAGUAAUGAUGCCUACAGAAUGUGAAGGAAUUAUAAGAAAAGAGUCACUAAGAGGCUCAGGGAAACAAGUUGAGGUAGAAAAACAAGGUUCAGAAGACAAAGAGAAGGCAGCAGUAGUUAUUCAGAGCAGUUACCGGGGUUACAGAAGGAGGGGACAACUCAGGAAAGAAGGGAAACUACCUUGUAAAAGUCAAGAGAAAAUCAUAAAGGAGCCAACAGAUGCUGUACAUGUUCAAAAUAAUGAUCCCCAAACAACAAAAGAUAGGGAAAGCACUGAUACGGAGGUUGAAGACCCUAAGAUACUGAAGGGAGGUUCAGAGAAAGAGGCUUGUGAUUUGGCAGCCUUUUCGCGGCAGAUAUCAAAAUUAUCUGAAGACUACUUAGCAUUGCAGCAAAAAUUGAAUGAAAUGAUAUUGUCACAUCAGCUGAAACCCGUCAUGCUGUCCAAAGAUAAGCAAGCUAACGGCCAACUUCCUUCUCAUGUUUGUCAGUCAGUUGCAGCCAAAGUAGAAGACUCUCGCCCAAUGCAGAGACCCCCAAGGAGGCCACGGAAACCCAAGACAUUAAAUAAUCCAGAAGACUCCACCUACUACACUCUAAUACAUAAAUCAAUACAAGACGAAAAACGGAAACCAAGAAAAGAAAGUCUGAGCAAAGUGCUAGAUUUAGAUAUCUACUACCAAGAAAUUUCAUCUACUGAUUCCACCUCAAGGGACAGCAGUUCUACCGCAAGAAAGAGGAGACACCCAGCUGAGCGCAGGACUUCAGUUUUAAGAGCUACUGAGAGGUCGAGGGUUGCAGAAAGCCCCCUGGAAGAGAGUAAAACCGAAGAUAAUCCCUAUGACUACAGACGACUGCUGCGGAAGACCUCACAGCGCCGGCGCCUUAUCCAGCAGUUCUAGCUGCUGCUGCUGCUGUUCCUGCUGCCAUUUGGCUUUUAUUAGCAUAAUCUUUUUUAUCAUUUUAUACCAUGUGCUUCCUUUUUUUUAAAAAAAAUCUCCAAUGUUUCAAGUUUACAACGUGUGUGUUCAUGUGAAUAUGAAUUAUUGUGGUUUACAGCCCAACACCGUUGCAAAGGGACACUGUCAGUCGCGUAUCAUAUACUUUAAAAAAAUCUAAUAUAAAAAUCAGCUUUCUUUUGGAUACCACUGCUACAUCUUAAAAUUAUUAGACAUUAAGCAGCUUAUAUCUAGUUUACUUAAGGCAUAUUUCUUUCUUAUUUGCAUUUCAUCAGUCUCAUCCAAUUAAAAUAGAUCAUUCAGUUUAUAGUUCCCUAGUUAAUCUUUCAAAUUCCCAUAGGCACCUUCAGAAAACCUUAGUUAUUGUUUCUAAUAAAUUGUUUUAUGGGAAAAAAAAAUUACAGGAGCACCAUAGGCAAAUUUCUGCUCAUUUUAAGUUUACUAUGCCUAAAUUCUGGGAUGAACUGUCUGUGGCGAAUGCCCCUCUAAUGAAAACAAACAUAAAUGAUUAAUUGGAUAGCAUGUUAUGGCAGUUUAUUUCAUUAUUGACUUUACUGUAAAGCUAGUAGCCAGUUUUAAAGGUCAAUAAUGUGUGUAUAAUCUUUAUGUUGAAGAUGUCCAUUUAUGGGAAGUAUAUCCAGCCCUCUCCUCUGCCUCUGAGCUUUGUGACUAAGUGAUGAACUUUUAAAUCGUGUUUGCUUUGUUCUUCUUUGCAUUAGAUUUUGAGGAAUCUUAAUCUCUGGGGUGCCAAGAAAGGAAACGCUUUCUGGUUGAUUGCGGCCUAAAUGUAACGAUCAUUCUUAAAUCAGUUCCACUAGAAAUUAAGUGGAAAUAAAAGCAGUGGCCACUGUGUUAAAAUUUUCCUCCGAUUCCUUAUUCAAAAGACCUUAUUUCACAGAAACCACACAGAUAAUUGCUGCAUUUCCUUUCAGGAUUCAUAAUUGCAUGUUCCCAGCUGCAAAGCAAGAGAAGGCAGAUUUCCUGAUGCCAGUAUAAAGGCCUGAUCCUGCUCCCUUGCUUCAGCUCUUCUAAAUACUAUGACUGGCAGCAGGGAGCCACAGGGGUUGGGUUUUUGUCUGUUUCCCCCACACACUUGGCCCUUUCCCCAGAGACAGGUAACCAUUGCUUCCUGAUCUUUUAACUAGUUAUAAGGCUGUGCAAGGAAUUAAAAUUUGCUGCAGUGUAAAAUUUGCAAUACAUUGUCUAAAUUUUGAACUCUGUUUUAAAGUUGCUUUCUCAUGUAUUACUAAAAUGGUAAAUAAAAACAAGGCA